Messenger RNA from Benincasa hispida (wax gourd), 2004 nucleotides. RefSeq names its product cationic amino acid transporter 6, chloroplastic-like. The record is from RefSeq and is a predicted model, not a curated record. Gene Ontology annotation, molecular function: amino acid transmembrane transporter activity. Gene Ontology annotation, cellular component: plasma membrane. NCBI's taxonomy places the organism in Eukaryota, Viridiplantae, Streptophyta, Magnoliopsida, Cucurbitales, Cucurbitaceae. Gene Ontology annotation, biological process: amino acid transport; transmembrane transport.
UCCAUUACAAAUCCCCAUUUGUCAGUCCCACUCUCACUUUCUUCGCCAUUUUCACUCUGUUUUUUUUUCACUUUCUUCUUCUUCUUCCGCCAUGGACGCCCAUUCCUCUUCCUUUUCAAGCUUUUCUACUUACCUUCGAGCUCUAUCUUUAACCCCUUCUCGUUUUUCUCGCCGGGCUUUCUCUGUUUCCACCUCUUUCGACGAAAUGACCACUACUCGAUCCACUUCCGGCGUCAGCAUGCAGAGGACUCUUCGCUGGUUCGACCUCGUCGGUUUUGGCCUCGGUGGGAUGAUCGGUGCCGGCGUAUUCGUUACCACUGGCCCGGCCACACAGCAAGCUGGACCCGCCAUUGUUCUCUCUUACGCCAUUGCUGGUCUCUGUGCGCUUUUAUCGGCUUUCUGCUACACCGAGUUCGCCGUCGAUAUGCCUGUCGCCGGUGGGGCCUUCAGUUAUCUCCGCGUCACGUUCGGGGAAUUCGCUGCGUUUUUGACUGGUGCGAAUCUGAUAAUGGACUAUGUGAUGUCUAACGCCGCCGUUGCGAGGAGUUUCAGUCAAUACCUAGGCGCCGCAAUCGGUAUCUCCACUGCUAAAUGGAGACUCAUCGUCCCUGGACUCCCUAAAGGAUUUGAUCAAAUCGAUUUGAUCGCCGUCGCCGUUGUUCUAAUUAUCACAGUCAUCAUCUGUUAUAGUACAAAACAGAGCUCGGUAGUGAACAUGACGUUGACGGCAAUACACAUUCUAUUCAUAGCUUUUGUGAUUGUAUUCGGAUUCUGGAAAGGCGAUUGGAAGAACUUCACAGAACCAGGAGAUCGGAAGAACGAAUCCGGAUUCUUCCCUCACGGAGCGACCGGCGUUUUCAAAGGCGCGUCUCUGGUUUACCUCAGCUACAUCGGCUACGACGCUGUAUCGACGAUGGCGGAGGAGGUUCGGUAUCCGGCGAAGGAUAUCCCCGUCGGCGUCUCUGGCUCCGUCGUGCUCGUCACCGUCCUCUACUGCUUAAUGGCGGCUUCAAUGACCAAGCUCCUUCCCUACGAUAUGAUCAAGGCGGAGGCGCCGUUCGCAGCGGCGUUUGCUAGGUGGAAAUGGGUGUCGAACGUGAUUGGCGGCGGCGCAAGCUUCGGAAUAUUGACGUCACUUUUGGUGGCGAUGAUGGGACAGGCUCGGUACAUGUGCGUCAUCGGACGGUCCAGAGUGGUCCCCGCUUGGUUCGCCGAAGUCCAUCCCAAAACCUCCACUCCUCUCAACGCCUCCGCCUUUCUUGGGGUUUUCACGGCUGCGAUUGCUCUUUUCGCUGACCUUGAUGUUCUACUCAACUUUGUAUGCAUUGGUACACUCUUUGUCUUCUACAUGGUUGCCAAUGCUGUCAUUUAUCAACGUUACGUCGAGAUAGGGAGCACGAAUCCUCGUCCAACGUUAUCCUUCCUCUGCUUAUUCUCCCUCACUGCCAUCAUAUUCACUCUCAUGUGGCAUUUUGUAACUCCAGGGAAGGCCAAAAUCGCCUUACUUAGCGGCACUGCCGUCAUCGCCAUUGUUAUCUCACUAAUUUUCCAUUGUGUGAUACCUCAAGUACGGAAACCCGAGUCCUGGGGUGUCCCCUUGAUGCCAUGGAUACCCUGUGCAUCAAUCUUCCUAAACAUAUUCUUGUUGGGGUCCCUCGAUGGCACAUCCUAUAUACGAUUUGUGUUCUUUUCGAUCCUCAUGGUGCUCAUAUACGUGCUAUACAGCAUCCAUUCGAGUUCCGAUGCCGAAGGAACCGACUCCCUAUGUGUAAAGAACAGGGAGAUUCCAGAAUUAGACAACAGCUUCAAAGUAUAGAAAAUGUCGAAGUAACCAUAUGUAGACACAGUUUCUUUUCUCUUCACACAAAUUAAAACCUUGUAUGAAAAAGGGUGAAAAGGAAAGAAACAGUAAGUUUUCAAAAAGUGGAAACUAAAGUUGUAAAUAUGGUUGGUAAGCUGAAAUGGUUUAUUGGAUUGUGGAGUCCCAUUUGAUGAUAUUUUUUA